CUCUCUAGGGGAGACCAACUGGGAAAAGACGUUGAGGACCAAAGGUCCAAAGGAAUCGUCAACCCAUCUGUCUCCGUUGCUCGCAAACUCUUUUGCUGAUGCGGUCGUGUAACGAAUCGAUACAACUAAAAUCUUACACAGCGUCCCUGAUAGAUUUUUUAUGGUUUUGAGAAUGAAGGCGAUGGAGUCCAUAAAGGAUCUAAUCGAGGAGGCUAAAAUUCGAACGGUUUGGUGGGCUCUGUGUAUCUUCGCCGUUUCGUACUUCUUAUCGCAUACAAGUAAAUCAAUGUGGAUGAAUGUACCCAUAGCAAUUCUGUUUGUUUCUGCACUGCGCAUUCUUUUUAAUGAGGUUGAUUUCCAUUGGAAGGAUCGAUCAGUUCGCCUACGAACAUAUUUAUCUCAUUUGGAGAAGAAGCAGUUGUCCGUGAAUGAUUCAAGGCUUUCUACUGUGCCUCCCCCUCCAAAAUGGAAAAGGAAAAUCGAUUCUCCUGUUGUUGAGGCUGCAAUGAAUGAUUUUAUUGAUAAAAUAUUGAAGGAUUUUGUAGUGGAUUUGUGGUAUUCAGAAAUUACACCGGACAGCGAGUUCCCUCAGCAUAUACAUGCCAUAGUCAUGGACGCUCUUGGUGAAAUUUCGGGAAGAGUUAAAGAGUUAAAUCUUGUUGAGUUGCUUACAAGGGAUAUAGUUGAUUUAAUUGGGAAUCACUUGGACACUUUCAGAAGGAACCAAGCUGCUAUAGGUGUUGAAGUUAUGGAAACACUGUCUUCUGAGGAGAGAGAUGAGAGAUUGAAACACCAUCUUAUAGCUUCUAAGGAGCUUCAUCCAGCAUUGAUAUCUCCUGAGAGUGAGUACAAGGUUCUUCAAAGGCUGAUAGGAGGAGUAUUGGCUGUGGUACUAAGACCACGAGAAGCUCAGUCUCCUUUGAUUCGAUCCAUUGCUCGGGAACUAGUAACAUGCCUAGUUGUGCAACCAAUUAUGAAUUUUGCAUGCCCUGCGUACAUCAAUGAGUUGAUCGAAUACCUUUUGCUUACUGCUAAAGAUGACAGCCUUAAAGGGAGGAGUAGUUAUCAUUCAACCAAUGAGGCAACUCAUCCUCAUGAUCAUCCUCUUGCAUCAGGGGGUGUACAGGAUGUGGAUUCUACCUCAAGGAAGCAUUUAUCCUCUAAUCAAGGGACUGAUAUGACAAUGGCUAAAAUUGGCAAUCAAAGAGAAACAUCCUUGGAUUACAGCACUGAAAAGCCUACGAAAUACCGGUCUGCUGAUUGGGCACGGAUGCUGGCGGCUGCAACCCAGAGAAGAACUGAAGUUCUUGCCCCUGAAAAUCUUGAGAACUUGUGGACGAAAGGAAGAAAUUAUAAAAAGAAAGAGCAGAAGAAUAUUAAAGUAGGUUCUCAAGCUCCUAUAGGAAAGGGUUCUGGAAUAAAUUGUGCUGUAUCCAGUAAAGACCUGGGAAAGGAAAUGUUAGCCAACAGGCAUGAAAUGCCUAUGGGAACAGAUGAGGUGGGUAUAAAGCAGCUAAGUCAUCGAUUAAGUGUUGAGGAUAUGUUAAGUGACGAGAAUGAAGCUGAAGAAGCUUUCUCUCAAGCUCCUAACAAGGAAUUCUAUUUCGAGGGAGGGAAUACUCUUGAUGUGUUGGAGCAUACUAGUAGUCUUGUAACUGAUGGAAAUAAACAUCCGCUCAAGAGAUCUAAUAGCACUUCUGCUUUGAUACCCCAACCUGAUACAGAGAAGAAAUCAAAAGGAGGACAUGGAGGGCUCAUUGUUUCUGAGUUCUACGGCCCCAGUUUCGGCCAGCACAGUGGAGAGUAUAGUGGUAAGACUGCUUUGGAUGUGGUGCUUCGCAGUGAAGAAGAACAAGUUCCCAAGCUCAAGUGCCGGGUCAUGGGAGCAUAUUUUGAGAAACUUGGGUCAAAAUCUUUUGCAGUUUAUUCAAUUGCAGUGACAGAUGCAGAAAAUAAGACUUGGUUUGUCAAAAGAAGAUACAGUAAUUUUGAGCGAUUGCAUCGGCAUCUUAAAGACAUUCCUAAUUAUACACUACAUUUGCCUCCGAAAAGGAUAUUCUCAUCAAGCACAGAAGAUGCUUUUGUUCAUCAGCGCUGCAUUCAGCUUGAUAAAUAUCUGCAAGAUCUCCUGUCAAUAGCUAAUGUUGCUGAACAGCAUGAAGUGUGGGAUUUUUUGAGUGUGUCCUCUAAGAAUUACUCUUUUGGGAAAUCUUCCUCAGUGAUGAGAACCCUGGCAGUCAAUGUGGAUGAUGCGGUGGAUGAUAUUGUUCGUCAAUUCAGAGGAGUUUCAGAUGGAUUGGUGCGUAAAGUUGUUGGUCCAUCACCCUCUAACGAAGCUUCUUCAGCAACCAUCAGGAACUUGCCCUGGAAUGUGGAUGAGAUAAAUAGACACAUUGCAAGUCAUUAUUCUGUAGAAACUACGAGUAGUUUUUCUGAUAAUGAUGAAGGCCACAAGGAUGAGAAUGAUUGCCGUGAGGAAGUUAAUAGUGUAAAUGCUAGUGGGUGGCAUUCGGACAAUGAAGUGAAUUCGAAGAGUUUUCCACCUCGGGUAAUCAAACAUAGCAAAGAGCCUAUGAACUCAAGUUCUGAGAAGAGACAUGAUUUAAUGGUGAAAUCUGGAAUACGCGGAGGUGGAUUUCCAGUAAGAAGUCUCCCUUUAAUCUCAGAUCAGUUGGAGGACCCAGUUGGAAUGCCCCCCGAGUGGACUCCACCUAACGUCAGUGUUCCUCUGUUGAAUCUAGUCGAUAAUAUAUUUCAGCUCAAGAGAAGAGGCUGGCUGAGGAGACAGGUUUUUUGGAUAUCAAAACAAAUAUUACAGUUAAUAAUGGAAGAUGCAAUUGAUGACUGGCUCUUGAGGCAGAUUCAUUGGUUGCGGAGUGAUGAAAUUAUUGCUCAAGGGAUUCGAUGGAUUCAAGAUAUUCUCUGGCCCGAUGGCACAUUCUACCUAAGAGUACGGAACACUCCAAGUAACAAUGAUGAUGCCGAACCUCAUCAAAAACCUUUUCAAACUACAAAUCAAUUUGGUGGCAGUAAGGUCUCCUCAUUGGUGUCUUUUGAACAACAACUUCAGGCCGCUCGCCGAGCAAGUGAUGUCAAGAAAAUGUUAUUUGGUGCUUAGGAUUUUACUAGAGGCUUCUCAUUAUGGGAUUGUUUCAACACCAAAGAUUUGUAGAAUCUCCGGAGCUCAAAUCUUGAGGCUAUACAUUAUGGUUUCUAAGAUUAGCCUUUCUUUGUAACAUCAAAUUUUAUAUGUUAUUUUAUUGUUUUUCCUAUCUGGUUACGUGCACAUCUUAUACCAGAUAACUAAAUUGUGGCUCUACUUUGGAUAUUUGGCAAUAGCAAAACUGCUCUUACGUAUUGCUCAUAAUUGAAGGGGAAACUUCAGACUACAUUAUAAGCUAAUAGGACUAAGAAUUGGCAAUAGGUAUAUAUGCAUGUCACUGUGUUUCAUCUAUGGUAUUGUUAGAUUCCUCACGAGUCUUGUGCUUUUUCUUUUAUUUUUCAUUGCCUUGUCAUGAUCUCUAUGAAGAGGACCAAUUAUGUUAAUCAAGCCACUAAGAGCCCCACCCUUGUCUUAGCCCCACCAAAGAACUGUAGACAUGCGAGUAUGGCAAAAUGUUAAAUCAAAGAAAAAAUGUCUCUUUUUUUAUAGGUAAAAUAAAUAGAGAAAAAAAAAAUGCUAAAAGGAAGAGACUUCCGUGGGGAUUGUAAGUGCUGAACAUAAGAUCUUAUAGAGCAUGCUCUGAUAACAUAUUGAAGGACAUAUUAUCUUGAGGUUUAGAUAUUAGGAAAUAGGCAAACUACUCUUAGCAAGCUUGGCACAGACUAGUAACGUGAACAGAGUUAUGUGAUGAUGA
Carya illinoinensis is the source of this 3857-nucleotide messenger RNA. RefSeq lists its product as uncharacterized. Lineage: Eukaryota; Viridiplantae; Streptophyta; Magnoliopsida; Fagales; Juglandaceae. The coding region runs from base 161 to 3118 and encodes 985 amino acids. The record is from RefSeq and is a predicted model, not a curated record. The transcript is spliced from 15 exons. Gene Ontology annotation, molecular function: phosphatidylinositol binding.